UGUCAAAUCUUGAAUAAGUUGGUUUCCUCAGGUGUCCUACGUGUCGUUACGAAGUUGUAUUGGACCGACAUGGAGUCUACGGCUUGCAGAGAAACCUACUUGUUGAGAAUAUUAUUGACAUGUAUCAAACAGAAGGGAGAAAACCAACUUUCAAAACUUCAGAGGUUGUAAUGUGCGACCAACAUGAAGAAGAGAAAGUGAAUAUUUACUGCGUGACUUGUCAGAAACCAACGUGUUCUCUGUGCAAAGUAUUUGGGGACCAUCAGACGUGUAAUGUCUCGCCUAUGGAGAAAAUAUACAAGGAACAAAAGAGUGAAAUAUCUGACUCUAUAGCACUCCUAGUGGCAGGAAAUGAUCGUCUUCAAGCAAUUAUUUCACAAACAGAAGAGCUUGGAAAAAUGGCCGAAUGUAACGGUCGUAAAGUGAAAAGUGAUUUAUGCGCUGCGUUUGACAAACUUUACGCCGUGUUGGAGCAACGUAAGACUGAUAUGAUGAAUCGAAUAACUUCUGAUGUUCAAGAAAGAAGUCAGGUUAUAAAAGAAAUGUUAAAAUCUUACGGUCUUCAACUUGAGUCAGCAAGCAAGUUAAUGGAAGCUUCACUUGCGUUGGUUGAGGAACGAAGCGUUCCUGUGUUUCUUACACAAGCGAGGGAGACAAUUAAUAAACGUGAGGGUUGGUCUAUUUCUGGAAUGUCAUGUGAUCUACUGACGUCAUCGCAUUAUUCGAAAGCAACUGCACAGAGGUGACUGUGACGUCAUAAACAGUUGAUCUGUCUGCUUAUCUCAUUGGUUCAUUAGUGAAAGGGCAUUGUUGGAAAACAAAGAAGUUUCCAUUUGAUUGGUGGACGCAUGCGAUGUUCGAAUACGUUUAGGCUAUUAUGACAUCACAGUAACGAACAAUGCCAGUCGCUGCAUAACGCGAUAUUGUGUGCAGUGAAAUUCAAUUGUGAAGUAACAGGAGGAU
This is a messenger RNA of Ciona intestinalis (vase tunicate), 963 nucleotides long. The record is from RefSeq and is a predicted model, not a curated record. Lineage: Eukaryota; Metazoa; Chordata; Ascidiacea; Phlebobranchia; Cionidae.